AUGGGCGUCGCGCACUCGAUAUACACGCAGUCCUUCCCUCCGAAGACGAAGUUCAAGGUGGAAGAUAUUCCUGAUCUUACUGGGAAGGUUGUCAUCGUCACUGGGGCGAACACGGGAGUCGGGAAAGAAACCGCGAAGGCGCUCCUUGCCCACAAUGCGACAGUAUACGUGGCGGCGCGAAGUAAGGAGAAGGCGGACCAGGCCAUUCAGGACCUGAAGAAACAGACUGGCAAGGAGGGGAUUUUCUUGAAGCUCGAUCUUGGGGAUUUGAAGUCGAUCAAGGCGGCGGCCGAGGAGUUCUUAAGCAAGGAAAAAGAACUACAUAUUCUUUUCAACAAUGCCGGAGUGAUGAUGCCCCCUCUCGAGCAAACAACUGCUCAAGGUUACGACCUGCAAUUCGGCACCAACGUCCUGGGACACUUUUAUCUCACCCAACUUCUCCUGCCCGCGCUCCUCGCAGCGGCGAAGACAAGUCCGGACGGCACGGCACGUGUGGUCAAUACAUCCGCCGCGGCUGUGUAUUUCACGAGCAAGGUUGAUUUCAACACGCUGAAAGAUACCCGGGUGAGGAGGAAGAAGGGCGUGUCGAACCUUUAUGCGCAGAGCAAACUCGGAAAUAUACUUGUGGCCAACGAGCUUACGAGGAGGUACGGUGAUCAAGGGAUUGUCGCGAGUUCUGUGAACCCAGGGAAUCUUCGCUCGGACCUACAACGUCAUCUGCCUCGUGCCGUGCAAAAGAUAAUGUAUUCAUUCUUGCAUCCACUGCCCAUGGGCGCUUUGACGCAACUGUAUGCCGGAACUACGUCUCAAGGCGCGGAGCUGGGGGGCAAGUUUCUUAUUCCUUGGGCACGCGUCGGAAAGGUACCAAAAGGAGCGGACGAUCCCAAGUUGGCCGGGGAACUUUGGAAAUGGAUGGAAGAGCAAGUGGCCAAUGUUUAA
Molecule: messenger RNA, 939 nt
Organism: Cyclocybe aegerita
Lineage: Eukaryota; Fungi; Basidiomycota; Agaricomycetes; Agaricales; Hemipholiotaceae
Source: the annotation of a GenBank genome assembly